AUGUCACUCUUUUUCAAGGCCCCAUUGGAUAUCGAAAUACGCUUGGAAGAUGAAAAGUCACGCAAACACAUUGAGCUUAAAUCCAAGCAAGGCAGAAUAGAACUGUUCCCGCUUUUCAGAGACGGCGAGUCCGUCAAAGGACAAGUGACCCUCAGAUCCAGAGGUGGUAAAGUUGUUGAACAUAUCGGAGUGAAAGUGCAAUUGCUAGGUGUUAUUGAGUCUCCUUUAGAUACAAUCACUCUGUCUGAGUUUCUUAGUCUAGCGACGGAGCUUGCUGCUCCUGGUCACUUGAACCAAUCAGACACAUAUGGAUUUGCUUUCCGGAAUGUGGAGAAGCAGUAUGAGAGCUACAGAGGAAAGAACGUGAACUUGCGUUACUUUAUUCGUGUUGUGGUAUCAAGAAAGAACAAGGCUGAUAUUACUAGAGAGAAGGAUCUCUGGGUGUUGCAGUAUGCCAACUCACUGAACGAUGAUACUAAUGGCAACGCUCCAGGUGGAAGAAAGAGUAGUACGGGAAGCGCAAAUGGGGAAGUUACAGAAACUAAUGCUGCAAAGUCAAUUGCAUCGUCAGCUGUGAAGAUGGAUGUUGGUAUUGAACACUGUCUUCAUAUCGAGUUUGAAUACAACAAGAGCCGAUUUUCGCUCAAGGAUGUGAUCAUGGGACGGAUCUUCUUUUUGCUAGUACGCAUCAAAAUCAAGCAUAUGGAAGUAUCUAUUGUCCGCAGAGAAACUGUUGGCUCUGGGCCAAGUCUGGUGCUUGAGUCCGAGACCAUGGUGAGAUUUGAGAUCAUGGAUGGCGCCCCAGUGAAGGGUGAAAGCAUUCCAAUUAGAUUAUUUUUGAACGGUUACGAUCUAACGCCAACUUAUAAGGACGUUAACAAGAAGUUCUCUUGCAGGUCGUACUUGCAGUUGGUGUUGAUUGAUGAAGAUGGCAGGAGGUACUUCAAGCAAAGCGAAAUCACCCUUUUCCGUGACGAGUAA
Messenger RNA from Candidozyma haemuli, 981 nucleotides. RefSeq names its product retromer subunit (gene PEP8). Gene Ontology annotation, cellular component: retromer complex; endosome. Lineage: Eukaryota; Fungi; Ascomycota; Pichiomycetes; Serinales; Metschnikowiaceae. Gene Ontology annotation, biological process: retrograde transport, endosome to Golgi; intracellular protein transport. The transcript has a single exon. The coding region runs from base 1 to 981 and encodes 326 amino acids. The record is from RefSeq and is a predicted model, not a curated record.